Messenger RNA from Penicillium nucicola, 1485 nucleotides. Its product is annotated as alpha-amylase. Gene Ontology annotation, molecular function: calcium ion binding; alpha-amylase activity. The transcript has 9 exons. Bases 1 to 1485 code for a protein of 494 amino acids. NCBI's taxonomy places the organism in Eukaryota, Fungi, Ascomycota, Eurotiomycetes, Eurotiales, Aspergillaceae. Gene Ontology annotation, biological process: carbohydrate catabolic process. The record is from RefSeq and is a predicted model, not a curated record.
AUGCUUUUCUUGCGCUUGGCUUGGCUUGCUGGCUUGUUGGGCUCUGCUUUUGCCGCUACUCCUGCUCAAUGGCGCUCGCAGUCUAUAUACUUUAUGCUCACUGAUCGGUUCGCGAGGACGGAUGGGUCUACUACGGCGAGUUGUGAUGCCAGUCUAGGGAGAUACUGCGGCGGGACCUGGAAAGGAAUCGAGAAUAAACUCGAUUACAUCCAGGGAAUGGGCUUCACAGCUAUCUGGAUUACUCCUGUGACAGCGCAAUUGACCGAAGAUACCAAGUAUGGUCAAGCCUAUCAUGGUUACUGGCAGCAAGACAUUUACGGUCUUAACUCGCAUUAUGGCACAGCAGACGACCUCAAGGACCUUGCCUCAGCUCUGCAUAAGCGGGGGAUGUAUCUCAUGGUCGAUGUAGUAGCCAACCAUAUGGGCUACGAUGGUUCCGGAACCUCAAUCAAUUACGAUACAUUCGACCCAUUCAACGACAAGAAAUAUUUCCACUCCUACUGCGAGGUCAACGAUUACAGCAACCAAACCAAUGUGCAAGAUUGCUGGCUCGGCGAUACGACCGUCUCACUUCCCGAUUUGAGUACCGAAAGAGCAGAUGUCCGGACUAUGUGGUACAACUGGGUUGGAUCAUUAGUCUCCAAUUACUCGAUCGACGGCCUCCGCGUUGACACAGUCAAACAUGUCGAGAAGAGCUUCUGGCCCGGUUACAACGCAGCCGCAGGUGUCUACUGUAUUGGCGAGGUCUUUGACGGCGAUGCCGGUUAUACUUGUCCCUACCAAGAGGUAAUGGACGGAUUGCUCAACUACCCAAUGUAUUACCCUCUUCUCAAAGCCUUCAAAUCAACAGGUGGAAGCAUGGGCGAUCUCUACAACAUGAUCAACACCGUCAAGUCCACAUGCGCCGAUUCAACUCUACUAGGGAAUUUUGUGGAGAAUCAUGACAACCCGCGCUUUGCUUCUUAUACGGAUGACAUGUCACUAGCCAAAAAUGCUGCAGCCUUCACCAUCAUGGCAGAUGGUAUCCCAAUCAUCUACGCCGGGCAAGAACAACACUACAAGGGAGGCAGUGACCCGAACAAUCGCGAGGCAACCUGGCUAUCCAACUACAACACCGAUAGCGAGUUGUAUAAGUUCAUUGCGAAAGCCAAUGCUAUUCGGAAUCAAGCUAUCUAUAAGAGUGUUCAGUAUACGAUUUAUCAGAACUACCCUAUCUAUAAAGACGACACCACGCUAGCCAUGCGCAAAGGAUACAGCGGCUCUCAAACAAUUACCGUCCUUUCGAACCUCGGUGAAAAUGGAAGCUCAUAUACGCUGUCACUCUCUAAUACGGGCUUCAAGGCUGGUGAGGAAUUGAUGGAGAUCAUUACUUGUACUACUGUUACUGUUGAUAACAGUGGAAAUGUUCCUGUUUCCAUGGCGAAGGGAGAACCGAGGAUAUUUUAUCCUGCAUCAUUGAUCAAAGGAGCGAGUUUGUGUUCUUAG